UGCUUCUUUUUGCUGCUGUCAGAAGGCGCUCAAUUUUUCGCAAAACGGCGUUUAUUUCAUUUUAACGCAACAUUCCCACAAUUUAGUUUGUGUUUUCAUUAUUUUAUAAAUAUAUACAACAACGGUUUGUUAAAAUAAUACGUGUAACGAUAUUGCACAAUUGCACGUGAUGGCUGAUACACUAGAAUACAGCGAUAUAACAUCGGAAGUACGCGGCGUGCUGACACCGGGCCGCUUGAAGCUUACCGAUCAGCAUAUUAUAUUCAAAAAUAGUAAAACCGGCAAGGUGGAACAAAUUGCCGCUGACGACAUAGAGCUAAUUAAUUCGCAAAAGUUUGUCGGCACUUGGGGUUUACGCAUAUUCACCAAAAAUGGUGGUCUGUAUCGCUUUUCCGGAUUUCGCGAUUCGGAAAAUGAAAAAUUGGGUAAAUUCUUAAAGAAAGCGUACAAGCAAGAUAUGGUUGAGAAAGAGAUGUGUGUGAAGGGUUGGAAUUGGGGUACGGCACGUUUUCUCGGUUCAGCGCUGAGCUUUGAUAAGGAUAGUAAGACCAUAUUUGAAAUACCCUUACAACACGUGUCGCAGUGUAUGACUGGUAAAAAUGAGGUGACAUUGGAAUUUCAUCAGAGUGAUGAUGCGCCUGUGGGUUUGCUGGAAAUGCGUUUUCACAUACCUGCUGUUGAGUCGGCAGAAGAAGAUCCAGUUGAAAGUUUCCAGAAUAAUGUGAUGAGCAAAGCCUCCGUUAUAUCCGCGUCAGGCGAUGCGAUUGCCAUUUUCCGCGAAAUACAUUGCCUCACGCCGCGUGGUCGUUACGACAUUAAAAUAUUCUCAACCUUCUUCCAAUUGCACGGUAAAACAUUUGAUUACAAAAUACCAAUGGACUCGGUGUUGCGGCUCUUCUUGCUGCCACACAAAGAUAACAGACAAAUGUUUCUCGUGCUAUCGUUGGAUCCGCCAAUUAAGCAAGGUCAAACACGUUAUCAUUUCUUAGUGUUGCUCUUCGGCCCAGAAGAGGAGACAUCCAUAGAGUUACCCUUCAGCGAAGAGGAGUUGAAAGAGAAGUAUGAGGGCAAAAUUGAGAAAGAACUUUCUGGUCCAUUAUACGAAGUAAUGGGUAAAGUCAUGAAAGUUUUAAUAGGACGCAAAAUAACCGGACCCGGCAAUUUUAUUGGUCACUCGGGUACAGCGGCUAUUGGUUGCUCCUUCAAAGCCGCCGCCGGCUAUCUCUACCCACUCGAACGUGGCUUCAUCUACAUACACAAGCCACCGGUGCACAUACGUUUCGAGGAAAUCGCCUCGGUGAACUUUGCACGUAGUGGUGGCUCCACGCGCAGUUUCGACUUUGAGAUUACGCUGAAAAACGGCACCGUGCACAUAUUCAGCUCCAUCGAAAAGGAGGAGUAUGCCAAACUCUUCGAUUACAUACAACAAAAGAAAUUGCGCGUCAGCAAUAUUGGCAAAGACAAGGGUGGCUACAAUGAUGUGGACUUUGGUGAUUCGGAUAAUGAGAACGAACCGGACGCAUACUUGGCGCGUGUCAAAGCGGAGGCACGCGAAAAAGAAUCGGACGAUGAAGAGGGCUCGGAAGAGGAGUCUACCGAUGAAGAUUUCAAACCGAACGAGGCUGAAUCCGAUGUGGCCGAGGAGUAUGACAGCAAUGUGCAGAGUGAUAGUGAAGAUUCCGAUGCGAGCGGUGGCGGCGGCGGUGGUGGUGGCGGCACUGAUUCGGGCGCGGAAAAGAAGAGCAAGCCGAAGAAGGAGAAGAAAGAGAAGAAGGAACGCAAAGAGCGUGUGAAAAAAACCACCAAAACCAAGAAAGACGUCAACAAACCCAAACGUGCGACCACUGCUUUCAUGUUGUGGCUCAACGAGACACGCGAACAAAUUCGAAAAGACAAUCCCGGAAUCAAAAUUACCGAAGUCGCCAAAAAGGGUGGUGAAAUGUGGAAAGAACUUAAGGAUAAAUCGAAAUGGGAAGAAUUGGCCGCUAAGGACAAACAGCGUUAUCAAGAUGAAAUGAAGGAUUACAAGCCAGCUGCUAGCGAGGAUAGCGGCAGCAAAUCUACAGCAGCAGCUAAAAAGCGUAAGAAGGAAUCGCCAACGAAGAAAUCACCGGUCAGCGCUGGCGUUUUCAAGAGUAAAGAAUACAUAUCCGAUGAUGAAUCAUCUUCGGGUGGUGAGAAUAAGAAGGAUGAGUCGGGCGCUGCUGAUUCGGAGCCCGAGAAGAAGAAGAGCAAGGCGGGCGGCAAAUCCGCUAAAGAUAAGAAGAAGAAGAAGGAUGAAAGCGAAGAAGAGAGUGAAGGUUCUGCGAGUGGGGCCAGUGAUGAGGACGAUGAAGAUGACGAAGACGAAGCUAGCGAUGAUGGCGAAGGCAGUGAUUAGGCGGCGUUGCGUAAACAACGAAAUACAUAUAUACAUACAUAUUUACGUAUUUUACUUUGUACUUUGCCGUUUUUUUGUAGUUGUAAGCAUUUAGUUUCGUAA
Molecule: messenger RNA, 2482 nt
Organism: Zeugodacus cucurbitae (melon fly)
Lineage: Eukaryota; Metazoa; Arthropoda; Insecta; Diptera; Tephritidae
Gene: Ssrp
Product: FACT complex subunit Ssrp1
Exons: 5
Coding region: 170-2380 (736 amino acids)
Cellular component (GO): nucleus; FACT complex
Molecular function (GO): histone binding; DNA binding; nucleosome binding
Source: RefSeq, a predicted model, not a curated record